Babesia bigemina is the source of this 1347-nucleotide messenger RNA. RefSeq lists its product as hypothetical. The transcript is spliced from 4 exons. The record is from RefSeq and is a predicted model, not a curated record. Lineage: Eukaryota; Apicomplexa; Aconoidasida; Piroplasmida; Babesiidae. Bases 1 to 1347 code for a protein of 448 amino acids.
AUGGAAGCAACCGUGCAGGUGCAUGGAAGCGCGGAAGGCAUUGCGAUUCUUGGACAGGGUUGGAGGAAUGAGACCCAGUUGGCGAAUUUGGGUGUUGGCUCAUCCGCCGGGAGUUGCAACGAGCGUGCACACAAUACAAUCCUACGUGAAGCCUUGACAUUCCUCUCGCUUCAAAUACAGCUAUACAUCCGUGGCCAAUUAUUUCGCAUCACUACGUUUGAAUCGAUUGCGUGCGAGAUGGCGGAUUCAACUGGAGAAGACAAGCCAACCCACCUGCCAACGACUAUUUCUAUCGGUAAGGGUGAGGAAGGAAAUGAAGGUAUCUGUGGGACCUGUAAGGGUAGCACAAAUAUAGAAAAUAAGGGCGCUAAUGUCGGCAACAUGGGCUCACAAGUAGCUGGUGCAGGCGGCAUACCCGCGUCACAAGCAGCGGGUGCAAGCGGCAUACUCGCGCCACCAUCAGCUGGUGCAGGCGGCACACUCGCGUCACUAGCAGCGGGUAUAAGAGACAUACUCGCGUCACAAGAAGCGGGUAUAAGAGACAUACUCGCGUCACAAGAAGCGGGUAUAAGAGACAUAUUCGCGUCACUAGCAGCGGCAACAAGCGGCAUACUCGCGUCACAAGCAGCGGCAACAAGCGGCUCACUCGCGCCACCAUCAGCUGGUGCAGGCGGCAUACCCGCGUCACAAGCAGCGGGUGCAAGCGGCACACUCGCGCCACAAGCAGCGUAUGAAGGCCGCGUAUUCCCGUCACAAGAAGCGGCUAUAAGAGACAUACUCGCGUCAAAAGGAGCGGCAACAAGCGGCACACUCGCGCCACAAGCAGCGUAUGAAGGCCACCGAUUCUCGUCACAAGAAGCGGGUAUAAGAGACAUACUCGCGUCACAAGCAGCGGCAACAAGCGGCAUACUCGCGUCACAAGCAACGGGUGCAAGCGGCAUACUCGCGCCACCAUCAGCUGGUGCAGGCGGCAUACUCGCGUCACAAGCAGCGGGUGCAAGCGGCAUACUCGCGCCACCAUCAGCUGGUGCAGGCGGCAUACCCGCGUCACAAGCAACGGGUGCAAGCGGCAUACUCGCGCCACCAUCAGCUGGUGCAGGCGGCAUACACGCGUCACAAGAAGCGGGUAUAAGAGACAUACUCGCGUCACUAGCAGCGGGUAUAAGAGACAUACUCGCGUCACAAGAAGAGGUUAUAAGCGACAUACUCGCGUCACAAGAAGCGGGUAUAAGAGACAUACUCGCGUCACAAGCAAUGACUAUAGGCACCUUACUCGCGACACAAGCAAUGACUAUAGGCACCUUACUCGCGACACAAGCAGUGGUUAUACGCGACAUACUCGCGUGA